AUGACCGCCACAGGAGAGGGCGAAGAUGAAGUCCAGUUUCUACGAACGGGAGAUGAGGUGGUUUUACAGAGCACCUUCACCUCCCAUGACGGACAUUUGAAGCUCUGUCUUGCUGCUGAAGGAUUUGGCAGCAGGCUUUGCAGGCUUGAGCCCACUUCAAACUGCAAGAAUGUUCCUCCAGACUUGUCCGUCUGUGGAUUCGUCCUGGCUCGGUGUCUCUCGGUUCGGGCCCUGCAGGAGAUGCUGGCCCACAGCGAACAACUGGCAGCAGAGGUGACAGUCUCUGGAGUUGCCCAUCGCACCCUGCUGUAUGGCCAGGCAGUGAUGUUCCUACACUCCUUCAGUGGCAUGUAUCUUAGCUGCUUGUCUUCAUCUCAGACUUCACCUGACAAGCUGGCAUUUGACGUGGGUCUGCAAGAGGAUAAAACGGGAGAGGCAUGUUGGUGGACUGUCCAUCCAGCUUCCAGGCAGAGGUCAGAGGGCGAGAAGGUGCGCGUUGGAGAUGACCUCAUACUGGUUAGUGUGUCCUCUGAGAGAUAUCUGCAUCUGUCCUUUGGAACAGCAUCUGACAACAAAAGCCUGAGCGACAGUCUGAUUGUCAGCGCCUCCUUCCAGCAGACUCUGUGGAGUGUUGCUCCCAUCUGUUCUGGAGGUGCCAUUGCUCAAGGGUAUUUAAAGGGAGGUGAAACACUGCGUCUGCUCCACAGCCAUAGUGAUGCUUGUCUGACUAUUCCCUCUUCAGAGCAGGGAGAGGAGCUUCAAAGAGUAAUGCAUUAUGAGAUUGGAUCAGUGUCUGGUCAUGCACGGUCCCUCUGGAGGCUGGAAAUUCUGCGUGUGGCGUGGAGUGGGAGGCAUACGUGCUGGGGCGAGCCUUUUAGACUGUGCCACGUAACAACGGGACGGUACCUGGGUCUCACGGAGGAGAAAGGCUUGUACCUUGUAGAUCGGGACGAGGCUGAUAUCCACACAACCUCCUUCUGCUUCAGAUCAUCAAAGGAGAAACUCGAUGUCGGCAAAAACACAAAUACUGACGACAUGGGAAUCCCAGAAAUCAAGUAUGGAGACUCCAUGUGUUAUGUUCAGCAUCUGGACUCAGGGCUCUGGUUAUCCUAUCAAGCUGCAGAUGCCAAGUGCCGCUUGGGUGGAAGUCUGCGCAAGGCUAUCUUGCACAGCGAGGGUCACAUGGACGAUGGGCUGACACUGUCUCGCUCUCAUCGAGAAGAAUCUCACACUGCCAGACUCAUCCGGAGUGCUGUCACUUUGUUUACUCACUUUAUAAGGAAACUUGAUGGUUUUGGUCACGAAGACAACCCCUCCUUAGUCAGCUUGCCAACGAAGACGGUAACAUGCAGCCUCCAGGAUCUCAUCAAAUACUUUCAGACUCCACUGGAGGGGCAAAGCCAUGAAGACAAACAGAAAAAGACGACUGCUCUCAAGAAACGCCAGAACAUGUUUAAGGAGGAGGGUGUGAUAGACCUGGUCUUAGACUGCAUUGAUCAUCUCCACCAUUACAGCGGCGCUUCCUAUUUUGCUGAGGCCGCUCAGCGUGACGCUGGGGAGCAGUGGGAGGCCGUUGUCAACCGGUUCUACGAGUUACUGGCUGCUUUGAUCCGGGGAAACCGUGUAAACUGUGCUCACUUCUCAAGCUCCGUGGACUGGCUGAUAGGCAGACUGGACCAUCUGGAAGCAUCUUCUGGAGUCUUGGAAGUUCUGCACUGUGUUCUUGUAGAGAGUCCCGAGGCAAUCAAUGUCAUUAAAGAUGGACACAUUCAGUCUAUUAUCUCUUUUCUGGAAAAGCAUGGACACAACCACAAGGUGCUGGAGGUGCUGUGCUCGCUGUGUGUGUGCCAUGGUGUGGCGGUGCGCUCCAAUCAGAACCUCAUCUGUGACAGCCUGCUGCCAGACAGAGAUUUGCUACUUCAAACGCGACUGACUAAUCAGGUCACCAGCAUGAGACCAAACAUCUUCCUGGCCAUGGGAGAGGCCUCGGCUCAGCAUCGGAGGUGGUACUACGAGUUGGUCAUUGAUCACGUCGAUCCGUUUCUCACAGCUGAGCCGACACACCUGCGUGUUGGCUGGGCCUUCACCAAAGGCUACCUGCCCAGGCCUACAGGAGGAGAGGGAUGGGGGGGCAAUGGAGUAGGAGAUGACCUCUACUCAUUUGGCUUUGAUGGGCUACACCUGUGGUCAGGUUGUGUGGGUCGUAAAGUCAGUUCCCCCUUCCCUCACCUGCUGAAAGAUAAUGAUGUAGUUAGUUGCUGUCUCGACCUCACGGUUCCAUGCAUCUCCUUCCGGGUCAACGGUCUGCCGGUGCAAGGCAUGUUGGAGAACUUCAGCGCUAAUGGACUUCUGCAUCCUGUGGUCAGCUUCUCAGCUGGUGUCAGAGUUCGUUUUCUGUUUGGUGGAGGACACGGGGAGUUUCGCUUCCUGCCCCCACCAGGCUAUGCUUCAUGCUCUGAGGCACUUCUCCCAAAAGUCAAACUGAAGGUAGAGCUGUGUCAGAAAUACAUCUUGGACUGUGAAGAGGGGGAAAAAGAGCUGACUGGCCCCACUGUGCCAGUCACUCCAGUUACCUUCACUCCCACACCAGUAGACAUAAGCAAGGUCGUAUUACCUCCACAACUUGAAGACAUCCGAGAAAAAAUGGCAGAAAACCUUCAUGAACUCUGGGUAAAGGACAGAAUGGACCUUGGAUGGACAAGUGGACCAGUAAAAGAUGAAGGAAAGCUACAUGACCCCUGUCUGGUGGAGUUCUCUAAGCUUCCAGAGCAGGAGAGAAACCAGAACCUUCAGAUGGCUGAGGACACGCUUAAGACCUUGCUUGCUCUUGGUUUCCACAUUGGUCUAGCAGAUGACCGCGCUGAAGAACGUGUCAAAUACAUGAGGCUACGCACAAAGCAUGAGCUGCCCUGUGGCUACAGGCCCGCACCGAUAGAUUUAAGACAAAUUAUUCUCAGUUCAGCGGACGAGGAUGUGGUUGCCUUGUUGGCAGAAAACCAACAUGAUGUCUGGGCCAGAGAGCGUAUCAAACAGGGCUGGACCUACGGACCUCAGCAGGACGUAAAAGGAAAGCGGAGCCCCCACCUUGUGCCUUACAACCUUGUUGAUGAAAGGAUGAGGAAAGCAGGCAUGGAGAGUGUGAGAGAGGCCGUCUGUAUCCUGCUGGCAUUUGGCUACAGCCUGGAGUCCCUAAGCCAGGAGCAGACUCCUCUAUCAAAGCCAUGCCUCUUUUCUGUGGAGAAGAGCAGAGUGUUCAGACCAGAUAAAUCCUACGCAGUGACCAUGGGGAAGUGGUAUUUUGAAUUCGAAGUUCUGACAGCCGGGAAUAUGAGAGUAGGCUGGGCCCGACCGGGCUGUACUCCAGAUAAAGAGCUCGGCUCAGAUGACCAGGCUUAUGUCUUUGAUGGAUUCGAGGCUCAGUGGUGCCAUCAAGGUGGUGAGCCCCUGGGAUGUCCGUGGCUCAGAGGCGAUGUGGUGGGUUGCCUGGUGGACAUGUCUGAAGGCACCAUGAUGGUCACGCUCAAUGGAGAGCUGCUGUUUAAUGACAGAGGAUCAGAGCUGGCUGCCAAGGAUUUGGAUAUCAGAGAUGGCCUGUUGCCUGUGGUCAGUGUUGGGGUGAACCAGGUGGGGAGGCUGAACUUGGGCCGCCAGGUGGAGUCUCUGCAGUACUUUAAUGUGUGUGGCCAGCAAGAGGGUUACAGACCUUUUGCUUCCCAUAUGACAAGAGACCCAUCUCUCUGGAUGAGUUGGAAACUGCCCCAGUUUACUUCAGUACAGCCAGAUGAUCACAACCUACAGGUUACUCGCCUCAGGGGUUCAAUGGACUCCUUAUCCAGCCUGAGGGUCUCUCAGUGGUUGUUGGCACAACAUGGUGGAGGGAGUGAGAUGGGCUUUUACCGGCUUAGCAUACCCAUUGAAUGCGCUGCCACACUCAGAAGCCCAGCAGAGGGGGUGCCUCUAGUCCCCUCCAGCUCUCUAACUCCAAGUUCAGCGAGGAAGGAGCUGGAGGACACAGACUCUGACUUUGAAGUUCUGAUGAAGUCAGCACGCAGCUUUGCUGGCUCAAGAGAUGAGCUCAACCACAAGGAUCACGGUCAUGAAAAAACAUCUAAACUGAAACAGCGGUUCAUGAUGAAAAGGAGUAAACCAGGCUUAGUCAGCAGCAACUCCUCUGCACGGCUACUAGAAGAUGUCAUCGUUGAAAAGGAUAACUACGAUCAUCUCAUUCAGAGUUCCAGAUAUUAUUAUGCCGUGCGGGUGCUUCCUGGCCAGGAGCCAUUCAACGUGUGGAUAGGCUGGGUGACCUCUGACUUUCAUCAGCAUGACACGACGUUUGACACGGAGAGCGUCGGCACAGUGACUGUCACCCUCGGAGACGACAGUGGCAAAGUUCAAGAAAGUGUGAAGCGAUGCAACUGUUUCAUGGUUUGUGCUGGAGAGGCAACAGGCCUGUCUCAGAGUCGUCGGAGUGCAGGGUUGGAAAUUGGCUGCUUGAUUGACUCAGCGACCGGACUGCUCACUUUUACUUCCAAUGGCGUCGAGAUGUCGACUUUCUUCCAAUUGGAGGCUGGUACCAAGCUGUUUCCGGCUGUUUUUGUCAAGCCCACCACCAGCAACAUGUUUCAGUUUGAACUGGAAAGCAUCAAGAAUGUCAUGCCCUUGUCAUCGGGUUUGCUCCGCAGUCAGAGAAGAAAUCCAAGUCCUCUGUGCCCUCCAAGGUUUCAGGUCCAGCAUCUGAAACCCGUCACAUGGACUAGAGUGCCAGACAGUGGAUUAAAGGUGACUGUAGAUCGGCCAGAUGAGCACCAUGGUUGGAGAGUCCAAUGCUUUGAUCCCUUACAAGUGAUGACCCUUCAGAUUCCUGCUGAAAACAGGUGUGUUGACAUUUUGGAGCUGUCCGAGCUCGAUGACCUCCUCACUUUUCAUCAAAAUAUCCUGCUGCUCUACUGCUCGCUAUCUGCCCUCGGUAACACCAGAGUUUGCCAUGCUCUCUGCAGUCACGUUGACCAGUCACAGAUCCUUUAUGCUAUUCAGAAUCCUCACCUCCCCGGGCAGCUCCGAUCAGCAUAUUAUCAGCUGCUUAUUCAGGUUUAUCUAAGCAGCCACGCCACUGCAUGCCUCAUGAUGAACCACGAAUACAUCAUACCGAUGACACACCAGACUGGAGAAGCCUCGUUUUAUCUUGGUGCCGUCGAUGGCGGACCUAAUGGAGGGAAUGGUCAAACACCAGAAGGCAUUCCUAGCACUCACAGUCGCACGUGCCUUAAACCACAGAAGCAUUUCUCAUCUCCUUGUUUUGUCAGAGGUGUUGGGACAGAAGCAGAAGGUGUGGCUGAAGUAGCCUGCACAGACAGCCCUGAAAUCCCUCUGGACACACUGAAGAAUUUGACGGUGGACAUGCUGGCUGCCGGGGUUGAGGCCGUCGGUCGAGCUGUGAGGGAUCCUGCAGGAGGCAGCGUGGAACUCUUGCUAGUGCCGCUUUUAAGAGUGCUGUACAACCUUCUGGUUAUGGGGGUGCUUGUGGACGAAGAUCUCGCAAAGGUUCUCAAGCUAAUUGAACCAACUGUGUUCUCCAAAAAUUUCAAAACUGUUGAGGGGAAGGAAAAGGAAGCCAGGGAUGAUGAACAAAGAGGAAAAAUGAUCAGCACAAAAGGAGAUGGUACCGUUAAACAAGGGCUUCUUCAAAUGAAGCUUCCAGAGGCUGUCCAACUAGAGCUCUGUCAUCUACUGUCCUACCUGUGCGACUGCCAGGUGCGACACAGGGUUGAAGCGGUGACGGCAUUCUCUGCUAACUUCGUGCAUCAGCUACAGGAAAACCAACGGUUUCGUUAUGCUCAGGUCAUGCAGGCACUCAACAUGUCUGCAGCACUGACUGCUCGCAAAACCAAGGAGUUCCGGCUUCCUCCGCAAGAGCAGAUUAAUUUGCUGCUAAGCUUCAGAGAAGAUGAACAACAAGCAGAUUGUCCGUGUCCAGUUGAACUCCAACAGCUCCUACAGGACUUUCAUCAUCUACUCAACACACAUUGUGGCACCGAAAUGGUUCCAGACUUAGAGGAGGAAGAUGAUGCCAAGAUGUCUUUGAAAGAUCGGCUUCUUAGUCGAUUAGCAAAAGCAGUUGGACUAAAAAACAAACCCACUGAAGUGGAGAAGUAUAAAUCAUUCAGUCUCAAGUCCCUCAGAAGGCUGAUUUCUGAAACGAUGGUGUGCUGGGCUCAGGAGAGAGAGAUAGAAAACCCUGAGCUGGUCAGGGCUAUCUUCACCUUGCUGUACCGGCAGUAUCAGGGCCUCCAGGGCCAAAUGGAAGGGUCACUCUCAAAGGCAUACACUAUCAGCCAGUCGUCCGUGGAGGACACCAUGACUCUCUUGUCCUCUCUGGGCAAAAUCCGUUCUCUCCUGAGUGUCCGCAUGGGGAAAGAGGAAGAGAAGCUGAUGAUCAGAGGGCUAGGAGAUAUCAUGAAUAAUAAAGUUUUCUACCAACAUCCCAAUUUAAUGAGAGCUUUGGGGAUGCAUGAGACUGUGAUGCAGGUGAUGGUCAAUGUUCUGGGAGAAGGGGAGUCUAAGGAGAUUACCUUUCCCAAGAUGGUAGCCAGCUGCUGUCGAUUCCUCUGCUACUUUUGUCGGAUCAGCUGUCACAAUCAGGGAGCGCUCUUUGACCGCCUCACCUACUUACUGGAAAACAGCAGAGUCGGGCUUGCUUCCCCGUCCAUGCGUGGCUCCACUCCUCUAGACGUGGCAGCAGCCUCCGUUAUGGAUAAUAAUGAGCUGGCACUAUCAUUAAAGGAAACUGACCUAGAGAAGGUGGUUCAGUACCUUGCUGGGUGUGGUCUCCAGAGCUGUUCAAUGCUAGUGGCAAAAGGCUACACUGACAUUGGAUGGAACCCUGUGGAGGGAGAGCGUUAUCUCGAUUUUCUACGGUUUGCUGUCUUCUGCAAUGGUGAGAGUGUAGAGGAGAAUGCAUAUGUGGUUUUGAGGUUGUUGAUUCGUCGGCCCGAGUGCUUUGGCCCUGCACUGAGAGGAGAUAGGGGAGAUGGACUCCUGGCUGCUAUGAAGGAAGCGAUCAGCAUCUCUGAGGACCCAUCCAUGGAUGGACCUCUCCCCAGUCAGCACUCAAACAGAGCAAUGGAUGCUGUGCACGACAGCGACGAUGACCUUAUUCACAUGGGGCAUGCCAUCAUGACCUUCUACUCAGCGCUUAUUGACUUACUGGGACGCUGUGCACCAGAGAUGCAUUUAAUCCAGGGCGGCAAAGGAGAAGCCAUUCGGAUCAGAGCCAUCCUGAGAUCACUCAUCCCUGUUCAGGAUCUUGAAGGAGUCAUCAGCAUCUGCUUUCAACUCCCCUCGGUGUCAGAAGAUGGUAUUUUGGUUGAGCCUGACCUUGCCACAGUGUUCUGUCCGGACCACAAGGCAGCCAUGGUUUUGUUCCUGGAUCGGGUCUAUGGCAUUGAAGACCAGAGUUUUCUCGUGCACCUACUGGAAGUUGGCUUUCUGCCUGACCUUCAGGCAGCUGUUUCUCUUGAUACCACUGACCUGGGAUCUACCGACAUGGCCCUGGCCCUCAAUAGAUACUUGUGUACAGCUGUUCUUCCUCUGCUCACCAAACACUCAGCGCUUUUUUACGAUUUAGGGGAUCAUGGAUUGCUGAUAGAUGCUCUUAUCCAGGCAAUCUACCGACUCUCAAGGGCUCUAAGCUUGACCAGGGCUCAGAGAGAAACCACAGAGGAGUGCUUGCUGGCUUUGUGCAGUAAACUCCAGCCAUCUGCAAUGCAGCCUCUCCUUCAAAGGCUUGUCUUUGAUGUUCUUCAUCUCUCAGAUCAUAGCAAAAUGCCCUUAAAUCUGUUGAUCAAUCAUUAUGAGCAGAGGUGGAAGUAUUACUCCCAAGCUGGCAGGCGGAAUGGCCAAAACCUGGCCUCUGAAGAGGAGCUCCAUCUCUCUAGAAAGUUAUUCUGGGGCGUGUUCAAGACCCUGACCAAAAAGUCCCUCGUUCCUCAGCUGUUAAGCCUGUGUGUGCAGUGCCUUGUUGCAGUAGCCAAAGCCUUGCCUCCUGACCAUGUGGAGCCAGCCGGUUUGUCUCAGAUGGAGAGAAUAACCUCAGUUGACAAUGGAUACUUUGACCCCCAACCCGUAGAUACUUCGAAUGUCUCCGUGCCCGAGCGAAUGGACUUUGUGGUUAACAAGUACGCAGAGCACACCCAUGAGAAGUGGUCUCUGGAAAAGUUUGCCAGCGGCUGGGUACACGGAGAGCAGCUUUGUGAAAACGCCAAGGUCCACCCUCUCCUGAAGCCGUACAGGGCUCUGGCUGAGAAGGAGAAGGAUGCGUAUCGCUGGGCCAUCAAAGAGACAAUAAAGAGUAUGUUGGCCUUUGGAUGGACCAUAGAGCGAACCAAGGAAGGAGACACAUUUGGCAUACAUGCCUGUGCUCGCAGGGUCUCUCAGUCCGGUCAGCUGUCAUUUGAAGGAGCAUCCACCUUUAGCCCUAAACCUUUGGACAUGAGCAGCAUCACCUUGUCAUGGGAGCAGUGUGCUAUGUCUGAACUGUUGGCUGAGAACUACCAUAAUUCCUGGGCUCAGACUAAGAAGUUACAACUUGAGAACAAAGGAGGGGAAGGCCAUUCAAUGCUGGUGCCAUAUGAUGCUCUGACUGCCAAGGAGAAGACCAAGUUCAGGGAAAAAGCUCAGGAUAUACUGAAGUUCCUUUUGCUCCAUGGCUACACUGUGUGGAGGGAUCGGAAACCUGUGGAAAUUGACUUCCCUGCUACUACAAACUGCUUUGGACACAUCUUCCUCCAACGGAUGCUGUAUUACACCGAGGAGGCUCAAGAGGACAUGUUAAAGCUUGAGGUGAUUCAAGCCAGAGGACAGAUGUCUAAGGGAGAAAGGGCUCAAGAUCAGCAGCCAAUAAUUUUUUUUCAGAAGGUUGUUCUUCCUCUUUUGGAGGAGUAUGUAAAAAGCCAUCGCCUGUAUUUCUUGUCCACUUCUCUAAACUCAAGUGAUAACAGAAGUCACGCCUCAAAAAAGGAAAAGGAGAUGGUUUUGUGUCUCUUCUGUAAGCUUGCCGCUUUAGUAAGACACAGAAUCUCACUAAUUGGAGAUGAAGCCUCUGCUGUUACAAGCUGCCUCCGCGUUCUGGCUCAGGCUCUUGAUGCCAGAAUACUGAUGGCAUCAGCGUCAGAGUCCAUACAGACUUCUGUGCACUUGUUUUUUGAAGCAGCUGCAGCAGAUUUGGAGAUGACAGUGGAAAAAAUAUCUGAGACCUUGCCUCAGAGCAGGGGUCAGUUGUCUAGAGGAGUUGGCAACUUCCUUAACUACACAGCCUCCAUUCUAAUCCCAACACUUACCUCCCUCUUCCAUCAUCUUGGCAAUCAAAACUAUGGCGUAGAUGUUCUGGUUGGUGGUAUCCAGGUGUCAUGUUACAAGAUUUUAAACAGCCUCUACUCUCUGGGGACCAGUAACAGCAUCUACAUGGAGGGUCAGAGGUCAGCAGCAGGUGCCUGUGUAGCAGCUCUGGCCGCUGCUUUUCCUGUAUGCUUCCUGGAGCCGGCUCUAAACCACAACAAUCCACAUUCUAUCUACAAUACCAUGAGUCCUGCUGAGAUUAAAGAUCAGGGAGUACCAGAUCAGGUGGAGGACAUGUGCUCCCCUCUCCCUUCGUUGGACUUAGCACUGGGGAAAGUGGAGGAGUUGGCUGGUGCCGGAGCUGUAGCUCAUCAGAUGGAAUACAUCCAUGUCGCAGAGGUCACUUUGCCCAUGUUGUGCAGCUAUGUUUCACACUGGUGCUGCUGGGGCCCUGAAGGCCACCGGGACAGCCCCGUCUUCACCUCUGUCAUUCCUCAACAUGCGAGCGACCUGAUUGGCCACAUCCUGCGCAUCAUUCACAAUCACGUCGGUGCUAGCCAGGGUGACUGGAUAAAACAGCUUGCAGUUUUUUCUCAGCCGAUCAUAUGCAAAGCACACAGCAGGCUUCUAAAAAGUCACUUCCUCCCCCUGAUGGAGAAGCUAAGGAAGCGGACAGAGUGUGUCCAGCUAGAAGAGGAGCAGAUGAAAGCAGAAGACGGCUGUAGUUCUGAAGCAGAGCUGCAGAUACAGGAGAAGUACAGAGUUCUGGUCCAGGACCUAUAUGCCUUCUACCCUCUCCUCAUUCAGUUUGUUGAUUUUAAUCGAGCCAGAUGGCUGAAAGAGACGAUCCCUGAGGCUGAGCAGCUGUUCAGCAUGGUGGCAGAGGUCUUUGUAUUAUGGGCCAAAUCUCAUCAUUUCAAAUGGGAAGAGCAGAGUUAUGUGGUCCAGAAUCAAAUCAACAACUUGGCUUUCUUGCUCUCCAGUGACAACAUGCUGGAGUUUAACCAUAAAAAGAGGAGGAUGAAGAGGAAGGCGGAUCGUUAUUCUGCACACACUUCACUCAUAGUGGCUGCCAUAAAGAGACUACUUCCUGUGGGACUCAGAGUUUGUUUUCCAUUUGACCAGAACCUUAUCAUGUUGGCUAAGAACCGCUACUCUCAGAAUAACCUUGAAGAUGAGAUACGAGAGCAUAUUUUGAGUUACCUCAAACAUUUUCAUGAUCAGGCAUCAAACAGAGACAGCCAUGGGAUUCUGUCUGCAGAUCUCUCAGCACAGCUUGGGGCCUUAGCUGACACACAAAGGACUGUGGACAGGGUUCUAGAAAUAGCCCGAGUGCUUUAUUACCUGGAUCAGGUAGAGCAUCCUCAGAGAAGCAAAAAGCCUGCCUGGCAUAAGGUUUUAUCUAAACAAAGGAAACGUGCAGUGGUGGCUUGCCUAAGGAUGACUCCCCUCUACAACUUACCAUUGCAUCGAGCUGUCAACCUUUUCCUGCAAGGCUACAAUAACUCUUGGAUAUCAACUGAGGUUCACGGCUUUGAGGAGAUGCUUGUGGAGGAUUUAGCUAAGGGACGACUGAUAAAACCCUGGGAAGGUGACAAAGGGGAAGUAAAGGAGGUGGAAGCAGGCGCCAAGGCAAUCGAUCCCCUCCUACAACUCAUUAUGCUCUUCAGUCGAAGUGCGCUGACGGAAAGCAGUAAGCCUGAUAAUGACAACCUCUACAAAUGUUAUGCUGCUAUUAUGGCCAAGAGCUGCUGCAGAGAGAGCAAAGAUGAUGAGGAGCAGGAAGUCGAAAGCUUUGAAGAGAAGGAGAUGGAGAAACAGAAGCUGUUGUACCAACAGGCCAGGCUGCAUUGUCGUGGAGCCUCUGAGAUGGUCCUGCAAACUAUCAGCUCAAGCAAUGGUGCGAUGGGAUUCAUGAUUGGUCCAACUCUGAAGUUAGGCAUUGCUCUCCUCAAUGGUGGGAAUGCAACAGUCCAGCAGAAAAUGCUGGAUUAUCUGAGAGAGAAGCGCAAUGUUGGCUUUUUUCAGAGCAUGGCUGGACUCAUGCAGUCAUGUAGUGUUCUGGAUCUGAACGCAUUUGAGAGGCAGAACAAAGCAGAGGGAUUAGGCAUGGCCACGGAUGAGAGCUCAGGAGAGAAGGUGAUGCCUGACAAAGACCUCACUUGUGACCUAUUUCGUUUUCUGCAGCUGCUCUGCGAAGGACACAAUUCAGAUUUCCAGAACUAUUUAAGAACACAAACUGGGAACAACACCACUGUCAACAUUGUUAUAUCAACUGUUGACUAUUUACUAAGGAUACAGGAAUCCAUCAGUGAUUUCUACUGGUACUACUCAGGGAAGGACAUUAUUGAUCCUCUGGGUCAACACAACUUCUCCAAGGCCAUUGAAGUCACCAAACAGGUCUUCAACACGCUCACCGAGUAUAUACAGGGUCCAUGUAGCGGAAAUCAGCAGAGUCUUGCUCACAGUCGUCUUUGGGAUGCUGUUGUGGGAUUCCUCCAUGUCUUUGCUCACAUGCAGAUGAAGCUCUCUCAGGAUGCGAGGCAAAUAAAACUACUAAAAGAGCUCAUGGACCUACUGAAGGACAUGGUUGUGUUUCUGCUUUCCAUGUUAGAAGGCAAUGUUAUCAGUGGAACAAUUGGAAAGCAGAUGGUGGACAUGCUGGUGGAGUCAUCAGGCAACGUGGAAAUGAUCCUCAAGUUUUUCGACAUGUUCCUCAAACUAAAAGACCUGACCUCGUCGGAGGGCUUCAGAGAGUUUGACCCUGACUGCAAGGGCAGCAUAUGCAGGAAGGACUUCCAGAAAGCCAUGGAAAACUGCAAACGCUUCUCACAAGCUGAGAUUCACUUCCUGCUCCCGUGCAUGGAAACAAAUGAUAACGAAAUCUUGGAAUACGAGGCAUUUGUGGAUCGCUUCCAUGAGCCGGCAAAAGACAUCGGCUUCAGUAUCACCGUUCUCCUCACCAAUUUGUCAGAACACAUGCCCAGAGAUUCCAGGCUGAAGACGUUUAUGGAGCUUGCCGAAUGUGUCCUGGCUUACUUUCAACCCAGUCUUGGGCGCAUUGAAAUUCUAGGCAGUGGGAAGCGCUUUGAACGAGUCUACUUUGAGAUCAGUGAGUACAGUCGCACGCAGUGGGAGAAGCCACAGGUCAAAGAGUCCAAGAGGCAGUUCAUUUUUGAUGUUGUCAAUAAAGGGGGAGAGAAAGAGAAAAUGGAGAUGUUCGUCAACUUCUGUGAGGACACCAUUUUCGAGAUGCAGCUUGCAGCUCAGAUUUCCGGAUCCAACCCUGGAGAGAAGUGCACUGGGAAAGAAGUGGAGGAAAAGUGUGAGCUUGAAGAAGAUAAAAGCCCAAAUUACAAGGGUUUGACUUUUAUCUACUGGUGGCUGAUAAUCACAUGUGUCCUGUCUGUGAAAAACCUGAGAACACUGAUGAAGAUGACCCUGAAGGAUUUCCUCACAACAGCAGUUCGAUUCCUCAGAUUAAUUUGCGUAGUUCAGGUCCGCUGCGUUUCUGUUGUCAUCUGUCAUAUCAUGUAUUUGCUGUACAUCAUGUUUGUCAACAGUGGUCUCAUAGAGGAAGCAAAAAGAAUGAAAGUGUCAGACUUACUUGGCGGUAUCGUCGAACCGACCCUCGAUGAGGUCUCGGAGGUGUCGAGCAGUGUGGACCAACUCAGAAGGUACUCUGCCAGCUUUUCGUCCCAGAAAGAGUUAAGGGAGAUUGGGGAGAUUGCUUCGGUGACCUUCCCCAGAGAGGUGGACAUAUUAUCAGACAUAUUUGGUCUCAAACUGAAGAAGGAGGGAGGUCAAUACAGACUUGUAACGGAAGAUCUCUCUGACAGUCUGACUGAUCUGUUCAAUGCAACCUCCAGAACAAUGGUCGACACGGAUGCUUCCGAGCAACACCAAACUUUGCAGUUUAUGGACCAACUGGGAAAAGAGAAAAAGGAAGAUGAGAAAAUGGAGGAGAUGGAGAAAAAAAUAAAGAAGCAAAUUGAAAAGGAAAGUAGGAAUGUGAAAGAAGAGACACAACACGGAGCCAAAAGAUGCUCUAAUAGGUCAAAGGAACCACAGAGCCAGCAUUCUGCUCUCUGGGAGAUGAUGAGCUCACACAAGAAGAGUCUACUGAACUACUUUGCAAGAAAUUUUUAUAACAUCCGUUUGCUGGCGCUGUUUGUUGCUUUUGCAAUCAACUUCAUCCUUCUUUUCUACAAGGUAGCAGUUUUGCCUGCACCCAAAGAAGAACAAGUGACAACAUCUGUGUACAGAGAAGAACUGGCGUCUUCCACAAAAAAUACCAGCGGUGGCAGAGUUUACUUUGUGCUUGAAGAAAGCAGUGGUUACAUGGAACUGUGCCUCCAUUUCCUUUCCAUUGCCCACACAAUCAUCUCAUUCUGCUCCAUUAUUGGUUACUACCGCCUCAAGGUACCACUAGUGAUCUUCAAACGAGAGAAGGAGAUCGCCCGAAGACUGGAGUUUGAUGGACUGUUUGUGACACAGCAGCCUGCGGAGGAAGACAUAAAAGGGCAAUGGGACCGCCUGGUCAUCAAUACACUAUCAUUUCCAAGUAAUUACUGGGAUAAGUUUGUGAAAAGAAAGGUGAUGGAUAAAUAUGGAGACUUGUAUGGCUGUGAGAAGAUCAGUGAACUGUUAGGUCUGGACCAAGCUGCUUUAGACUUCAGCACUGAGAGAAAAGAACAGAAGAGGCUCAGAAGAGACAGUGCCUGGAGUGCCCUAUUUAACUCCCUUGACGUGAAGUACCAGGUCUGGAAGCUAGGAGUGGUGUUCACUGACAACUCCUUCUUGUACUUGGCCUGGUACAUGACCAUGUCAGUUUUGGGUCAUUAUAACAACUUCUUCUUUGCUGCCCACCUUUUGGACAUCGCUAUGGGCUGUAAGACUCUCCGUACCAUCCUUUCUUCUGUCACACACAAUGGAAAACAGCUGGUGCUGACCGUGGGACUGUUGGCAGUCGUGGUGUAUCUUUACACUGUUGUAGCCUUCAACUUCUUCAGGAAGUUUUACAACCAGAGCCAUGACAAGGAAACCGAAGAUAUGAAGUGCAACGACAUGCUUACCUGUUACAUGUUCCAUAUGUACGUGGGAGUGCGAGCAGGUGGUGGGAUUGGUGACGAGAUCGAGGAUCCUGCUGGAGACGAGUUUGAAGUCGAACGCAUCAUCUUCGAUAUUACGUUUUUCUUCUUCGUCAUCGUCAUCCUCCUAGCCAUCAUCCAGGGCUUAAUAAUUGAUGCCUUUGGAGAACUCCGAGACCAGCAGGAGCAGGUGAAGGAGGACAUGGAGACCAAAUGUUUCAUAUGUGGAAUAGGAAGCGACUACUUUGACAAGAUCCCUCACGGCUUUGAGACUCACACUCUGCAGGAGCACAACUUGGCCAACUAUCUAUUUUUCCUGAUGUAUCUUAUUAACAAGGAUGAAACUGAACACACUGGACAGGAAUCCUAUGUGUGGAAAAUGUACCAGGAACGCUGCUGGGAAUUCUUUCCUGUGGGAGACUGUUUCCGUAAGCAGUAUGAGGAUCAACUCGGCUGACAGAACAUCCAAAAGGUCUAAAGCCUCCCAAGAUAGUGUUAUUGCACGGAAGCCACAUUGCUUGUUGCCUUUUGACUCACUAAAUUACCUUAAAUUUGCGUGUUUAUGUUAAUCUCAUAUUAGCUUUUGGAGUGAUUUAUUUUUCCCCAAACAAAAGUACUCUGAUCUGACAUUGAAUAAAUGACUUGGAAUCAAAAGAA
Molecule: messenger RNA, 15080 nt
Organism: Fundulus heteroclitus (mummichog)
Lineage: Eukaryota; Metazoa; Chordata; Actinopteri; Cyprinodontiformes; Fundulidae
Gene: ryr2b
Product: ryanodine receptor 2b (cardiac)
Exons: 104
Coding region: 1-14880 (4959 amino acids)
Biological process (GO): calcium ion transmembrane transport; intracellular calcium ion homeostasis
Cellular component (GO): Z disc; sarcolemma; sarcoplasmic reticulum membrane
Molecular function (GO): ryanodine-sensitive calcium-release channel activity; protein binding; calcium ion binding
Source: RefSeq, a predicted model, not a curated record